Messenger RNA from Fusarium mangiferae, 2388 nucleotides. Its product is annotated as related to cullin homolog 4A. The transcript has 3 exons. Gene Ontology annotation, molecular function: ubiquitin protein ligase binding. The record is from RefSeq and is a predicted model, not a curated record. NCBI's taxonomy places the organism in Eukaryota, Fungi, Ascomycota, Sordariomycetes, Hypocreales, Nectriaceae. The coding region runs from base 1 to 2388 and encodes 795 amino acids. Gene Ontology annotation, cellular component: Cul4-RING E3 ubiquitin ligase complex. Gene Ontology annotation, biological process: DNA damage response; protein ubiquitination; ubiquitin-dependent protein catabolic process.
AUGACCACCGCUAAAGCGCGGGGCAAGCUCCCCGAGACCAUCGACCUAACGCAGGCACCUUCUGCGUUCAAGCCUUAUUCUGGUUCCAAGAAGCUUGUUAUCAAGAAUCUGCGGGCGCCCACGAGUCGAGAUACCCAGGUCGCGGAGUACUAUAGACGGACGGAGAAGGAGCUCGAGGAUUCCUUAGAGGCUGUCUUUGCGGGACGGACACCUAAUGUCCCUUUGGAGAGGCUGUACAGGGGUGUCGAGGAUGUCUGUCGAAAGGGGGAUCCCGCAAAGGUGUACCAGAUGCUCAAAGAGAGAAUCGAUGUGCACUUGCAGCGGAUUGUGCUACCCAGAAUCCAGAAGAAUGGUCAUGCUUCGAACCUCGAUACUGUGAAGAGCGUACUAGCGGAAUGGAAGACUUGGAAUACACAAACGAUAUUGAUCAGAUCAACAUUCAGCUACCUCGAUCGAACAUAUUUACUACAGAAGAAUCUUGCAUCUAUAAACGAUAUGGCGAUCCAGCAGUUCAGAAAAAUGGCAUUCCCAUCCCAGAGUCAAGCCUAUAGAAACUCGGUCGGCGUGAAGCUAAUCGCAGGCGUUUGCGAUUUGGUUGAGCAUGAUCGAAGAGGCGUCGACCAAAUCGAACCUGCAUUACUGAAAGAUUCCAUCAUGAUGCUUUAUGUUUUGGAGGUCUAUGUCAAGCACUUUGAGCCCUACUUCUUAGAGCAGUCUGAGAGAUACUUGAAAGAAUUUGGCGAAGCCUGGAGCACGUCAAGUCUCAAGGACUACAUUUUGGUUUGCGAGAAGUUACUGAAAAGGGAAGACUAUCGCUGCAUCCAAUUCAACCUCGAUAGUACGACGGAGAAGCAACUUAUGGACUCUGCGCACGCCCAUCUCAUCACCAACUACUCAGAAAAGCUUCUCAACGGUGGGAACCUGGCGAAGCUCCUGGCUGAUAGAGAAGUUGAGUCAAUGAAGGCUUUGUAUGACUUGCUUCGGUUAUCAGGGAUCCAAAAGAAGAUGAAAGAUCCAUGGGGCGACUACAUUCGAUCAACUGGUUCGGCAAUCAUCAGCGACAAAGACAAGGGUGACCAAAUGGUUUUGCGCUUACUAGAGCUCCGCCGAUCACUCGACCUGAUGAUCCGAGAUGCCUUUAAUAAGGACGAAGACUUCCUUUGGGGCAUGAGGGAUUCUUUUGGGAAGUUCAUGAACGACCGCAAAGCUGCAUCUUGCUGGGACACGGGAACAUCCAAAAUCGGCGAGAUGAUCGCCAAAUAUAUCGACGUGCUUCUGCGAGGUGGCUUGAAGUCACUACCAAAGGAGCUUCUGUCAGAUGUGAAAGAUCGAGCGACAGCUGAGAAGGAAGGUCAAGCCAGCACAGGUGAUGAAGAUGCUGAGCUUGAUAGACAGCUUGACCAGGCGCUCGAGCUGUUCCGCUUCAUCGAGGGCAAGGACGCCUUCGAGGCAUUUUACAAAAAGGACUUGGCUCGAAGACUGCUCAUGGGACGAAGUGCCAGCCAAGACGCUGAGCGCAACAUGCUAACAAAGCUUCGAGGAGAGUGCGGUGCUAACUUUACACAUAAUCUGGAACAGAUGUUCAAGGACCAGGAACUCGGCAAGGAUGAAAUGGAGUCUUUCAAGCAAUGGCGUCAAGGAAGUGCUGAGCGCAAGAAUUCUCUGGACCUUUCCGUCAUGAUUUUGUCCGCUGCUGCGUGGCCAACUUACCCGGAUGUUCGUCUCAACCUGCCAGAUGAGGUUGCCACGCAGAUCGAGAGGUUUGACAAGUAUUACAAGAAUAAGCAUACCGGACGAGCCUUGACGUGGAAGCACUCAUUGGCUCACUGCUCCCUCAAGGGCAUCUUCGCCAAGGGGCCGAAGGAGCUUCUUGUAUCUGCAUACCAGGCUGUGGUUCUGAUGAUGUUCAACAGCGUGCCGGCUGAUGGAUUCUUGGCAUAUGAACAGAUCGCGACGGGAACCGGUCUUUCAGGCGGUGAUCUUGAUCGCACACUUCAGUCGCUCGCUUGCGGCAAAGCGCGAGUGCUUACCAAGCACCCGAAAGGCCGUGAUGUCAAGCCUACUGAUACGUUUACUUUUAACAAAACAUUUACAGACCCCAAGUACAGAGUCAAGAUCAAUCAGAUCCAGCUGAAGGAGACAAAGGAGGAGAACAAGGCUACACAUGAAAGGAUCGCUCAAGACCGACGCUUUGAGACACAGGCUGCCAUCGUUAGAAUAAUGAAAAGUCGUAAGAGCAUGGGUCACAGUGACCUGGUGGCAGAGGUUAUCAACCUGACAAAGAAAAGAGGUAGUGUUGAGCCGGCGGCGAUCAAGAAGGAGAUCGAAAGUCUUAUCGAGAAGGAUUACAUCGAAAGAGAGGGCAACGCCUAUGUGUACCUGGCAUAA